Dalotia coriaria is the source of this 857-nucleotide messenger RNA. RefSeq names its product aquaporin-2-like. The coding region runs from base 86 to 793 and encodes 235 amino acids. The transcript is spliced from 6 exons. The record is from RefSeq and is a predicted model, not a curated record. Gene Ontology annotation, biological process: transmembrane transport. Gene Ontology annotation, cellular component: plasma membrane. Gene Ontology annotation, molecular function: channel activity. NCBI's taxonomy places the organism in Eukaryota, Metazoa, Arthropoda, Insecta, Coleoptera, Staphylinidae.
UUAUUAGCAAUUUGGUGUUAGUUGCAGAUGCUGUGUGGUAUUGUUUAUACGUGAAUUUGUUAUUAUAAUAUAAUAUAAUAUAAAAAUGACGGCUUCAAGUAAUACUUCUAAGAAAAAGAUGUCAAUUCUUGAAAUGGCGCAUAUUUUUGGUGCGGAAUUAAUGGGAACUGCCAUUUUGAUGUUUGCUGGGUGCUCAACUGCGCCGAAUAGUAUGAUGUGGACGUUUGCCAUUUCGGCAAUGGUGGCAAUUCAUACUGUUGGUCCUAUUAGUGGUGCGCAUUUAAAUCCGGGUGCAACAAUUGUUUCGUUGAUAAUGGGCAAACUAUAUUACAAAUUUGCUCCUAUUUAUUGGGCUGCACAAUUCAUUGGAGCUUUCGUUGGCUACAUAUUGCACUAUGAAAUAGUGUUAAUUGGUGAUAACAAUUCAACGUGUAUUACUAAACCACCGGCUAUUGCAACCGAAAUACGGGUUUUGGGCGUUGAAAUUAUUAUGUCGUUUAUUUUCUUCAUUGCUCUUGCUGCUCUCUGGGAUUCGAAAAACAAGCAUUCCAGUGAUACGGCGUCUCUAAAAUUUGGUUUUAUUUUGUACGGAUUGAUUCUUAGCGUUUCAAAAGAUUACGCACUGAGUAUGAACACUGCAAGAUCACUUCCACCGGCAAUCAUCACGGCUGAUUUCGAAGGACAUUGGAUUUACUGGGUUGGACCUAACGUGGGUGCCAUACUUGCAGGCGGUUUGUAUCGUACAUUUUACAGCAACCGGCCUUAUCUUGACGGAGAUGAAGACAUUGAAUAGUACCUAAUAGAUGCAUUGAAUUGUAAUACUGUGCUUCUUAUUAAAUAAUAGCUUUUACCCGCAA